Molecule: messenger RNA, 2274 nt
Organism: Peniophora sp. CBMAI 1063
Lineage: Eukaryota; Fungi; Basidiomycota; Agaricomycetes; Russulales; Peniophoraceae
Source: the annotation of a GenBank genome assembly
AUGCCCAAGGUUGCCUCGGCGAAAGGCUCGGGCUCUGGUUCGGGGACAGCUUCGGCUUCUGGAUUGAAAAGAAACCAAGCUUGUCAUACAUGUCGGAAACGCAAGCUUAAAUGUGACGCGAAAAAGCCAUGCGGGACUUGCAUACGGUCGUACCAGUAUGCCAAGACUCAUCCGCAACCGGGCGUUGUCCCUCCGGAGACCAUAGACUGCACUUAUGAUGAAGUGCCAGGGCUUCCAGAGAUCCCCAAAGACCGUUACGGGCAGUUGGAAGACAGGAUACGGGAGCUUGAGGGUCUAUUGCGCGGACAGCCGCCUGGUGUGCAACAACCUACCAGCCUACACGAGGUAUCCGGAGUCUUGAACGCCAUCAUGUCUGGACACACUACCACAGUCGAUAACGGCCUGGAUCUGCUGUCGGCCCUUGCCAGUGGAUCUAUGCCUUCUGAGCUGGGUGCAUACUCAGCAGGCCCAUCCGGAAUAUCCCCUCUCUUUCACCCAACGUCAUCUACCGGACAGUCACAGCACUCGUCUACUGGGCUAUCGCCUCCCUCACUGUCACCGCCCGGGAACGGCUCCGACAGCUUUGGCUCUUCUCCUAGUGCAUCGGCCCCUAGCCCGCGUGGCAACAAAGUUGACCCUUUCAUGGUCGGGUUUGGUAGCGGUGGCGGUUGCUGGGAGGAGCGCCAACCGACCCAGCCUCCGCGCAUGAGGGGUCACGGUACCCACCCCACUGCAAGCUCGGUGGAUCCCUUGGACGCCGCAGUCGGGACUCCUUACUACCCGGACAACCAACAGAACCUCGUUUACUCAGGAUGGCCGGAAGACCUUCCUGCACCUGAUCUCUUGAGGCAUCUCAUUGAUUCGUUCUUCGCGUUUCAUCCUCACGCCAAUCGCCUCUUUCAUCAGCCGACAUUCAUGAACAACCUAUGCUAUCCGCCCACCCAUCCGAACUUCCCUUCGAGCGCGGUCUUGCAUGCCAUCUGCGCCGUGGGCAGCCAGUACACUGCUGCAAUCUCGCAGACUGAAGUUCCUGGUGAAGGCAUUAUGCCUGCCAACGAGGCUUUCCAGAACAAGUGGAAGCAACAAGAACAUACCGAUAGCUUUGCAGAGACGCACAUCAAGCUCGCUAGACGUGUGAGCGAACAGGACACGCUACGUGGAUACCGUAUGGUGGAAAACAUGCAAGGUUCGAUCCUCUGCGCACUUUGGUACUGGUCACAAGGCAAAUGGGUGGAAGUCUUCAUCAGCACGGGAAAUAUCGCGCGUAGCGUCUACCCAUUGGGCUUGUCUCUCAACGAGGACUUCAGCCCCAUUUCAACCUCUGCGGUCGGGCUAUCACUGAUCCCCGAACCUCGAGACGCAAUCGAGAGCGAGACGCGCAGGAAUAUAUAUUGGCUAGCGUUCAUGCUGGAUCGGCUGACACAUGCCGCCAAUCUCUGGCCGCACAGUAUCCACGAAGAGGACUGCAUGCAAGUCUUUCCCGUCAGCGCGUUCAACUUUGCCUUAGGGGAAUCGUAUCCUCCCGUGAAAGAGCGCGAAAGUCUCCUGAAAGAGGACGUCAUUCUCCGCCACAACCCGGAGACCUGUGAUUCGUUCAAUCUCUAUAUCAAGGCUGUUGCGCUUCUAGGGCGCGUCAAGGAUUUCAACUUGCACUUCCGCCGGGAGAAGCAUAAGGCGGCGGGAAGUCAUCAGUAUUCGAGCAUGUGGCGUCGCGUUUGGGAAGCUGAGUGUCCGAUCUCGGAAGACUACGACUACAAGUCCGACCCACGCUGCACGGGCGCCUUCAUUGAGCUGCAUCAAGCAACUACCGAGUUCCGCAACACGUUCCCGUCGCAUCUUCGCGAUCCCUUCGCACUCGGUACCAUCGACUCGUACUUGUAUGCUGCAUCCCUGUUGCCGCACAUAGCGAACAUCAAUCUGCACGACCCGCACGCUCAUAUGGAGAACCGCAGUUGCCAGUCAGCAGCGAAUUUGCUGCGAUCUGCGCGUGCUAUACUGGAGCUGUUGUACUCGGCGCAGUCGACUAGUUUUGACCUCUCUCUUCUGGACCCAAUCUGCAACCUAGCGUGGUUUAUGGCCGGAAAGACCCUUCUCAGGUUCUGGCAGGUCGCAAUCCAAGUCGACGCGCAAGAACAGAUACACACGUUUAAAACUGAAGUCGAGUUUAUCGCGUCUGCCUUGGGCCAGGUCGGGCACCGUGUCGCACUUGCAAAGGGAUACUGUCUCCUGCUCUCCAGCAUCGCGAACAAGAUGUGUGGCGCGAGUCUAUACUAA